This is a messenger RNA of Pipistrellus kuhlii (Kuhl's pipistrelle), 3476 nucleotides long. RefSeq names its product zinc finger MIZ-type containing 2 (gene ZMIZ2). Gene Ontology annotation, biological process: protein sumoylation; regulation of transcription by RNA polymerase II. The coding region runs from base 335 to 3025 and encodes 896 amino acids. Gene Ontology annotation, molecular function: zinc ion binding; SUMO ligase activity. The record is from RefSeq and is a predicted model, not a curated record. The transcript is spliced from 19 exons. NCBI's taxonomy places the organism in Eukaryota, Metazoa, Chordata, Mammalia, Chiroptera, Vespertilionidae.
GCCGUCCCCGCGGCCCUGUGCCUGCGCACGGCCCCGCCCGAGCGCGGCUCGGGGCUCGGCUGCUCUGGCCUGGGGGCGGGGCCGCGGCGUCAUGCAUAUGCAUGAGGCGGCUCCAUUGUGCCCUGGGAGCGGCGCGAUGGCGCGGGCGGCGGGGCCGGGGCGGCGGGCGGCGCGCAGGGCGGGCUGAGCGCAUGGAGCGGCGCGGGCCGGGGGCCGCGGCGGCGAGGGGCCGGGCCCGGCCGCGCGGAGCCAGAGCAGCUGAGUCCCACGUCAGCACCGGUGAGGGCUGCUUCCUGCCACCCACAGACCUGGCCUCCCGGCUGCUCCCAAGCCAAUGAACCCCAUGAACCCCAUGAAACCUGCCCUGCCCUCAGCGCCACACAGUGAUGGUCCCUUCGCUUACGAGGCGGUGCCUUGGCAGCAGAGCGCCCCCCAGCCUGCAGGAUCGCUGUCCGUGGUCACGACCGUGUGGGGAGUGGGCAACGCGGCCCAGAGCCAGGUUCUGGGGAGCCCCAUGGGCCCGGCUGGGAGCCCGCCUGGCAGCUCCAUGACGCCGGGCGUGGCCGGCGGCAGCCCCGCCCUGAGCUCCCCGCAGUGCCUGGGACAGCAGGCGUUCGGGGAGGGCGGGGCCAGCAAGGGCUACGUACAGCAGGCGGUGUACGGCCGCGGCGGCUACCCUGGGGGCCCUGGCUUCUCCACCGGGUACACAGGGGGGCCUGGGGGCCUGGGCCUCCCCUCCCAUGCCACACGGCCCUCCACAGACUUCACUCAAGCAGCAGCAGCUGCCGCCAUGGCUGCUGCUGCCGCCACGGCCACGGCCACGGCCACGGCCACCGUGGCCGCCCUUCAGGAGAAGCAGAGCCAGGAGCUGAGCCAGUACGGAGCGAUGGGGGCCGGGCAGGCCUUCGGCCCCCAGUUCCUGCAGCACGGAGGGCCCCGGGGGCCCGGCGCGCCCCCCGGCCUGAGCCCCAUGGGCAUGACCCCCACCCGGGCGGUGGGCAUGGCCCCUCUGUAUGCCGGGCAGCGCCCGCCCCAGCACGGGCACCCCGGGGCUCUGCAGGCCCAGCCGCUGCCCCGACAAGGAGUCAAGAGAGCCUACGCCAGCGAGGUGUACUCAGCGCAGCAGUACCUGGCAGGAGGCCAGUACUCACCCAGCACUACCCAGUAUGCCCCCGGGCAGCCCCCUGCCCCCUCUUCCUACCCUGGACACAGGCUGCCCUUGCCCACCGCCGGCCCCCCGGGCCUGCACUACAAGCCCACAGAUCCGUUCAACGGGCAGAGUGCCGGCUUCAGCGCAGGGAGCAUCGGCUACGGCCCGCCGGGCCUGAGUGGGCCCGCCCGUUCCGUCCCUGGCUACCCCAGCUCCCCACUGCCAGGGAGCCCCACGCCGCCCAUGACCCCCGGCGGCUGCGUCCCCUACAUGGCCACCAGCCAGGACGUGAAGUCCCCCUUCCUGCCUGACCUCAAGCCCAGCGUGAGCUCCCUGCACCCAUCACCGCCCGGCAGCGGCCCCGGCGACGAGCUGCGGCUGACCUUCCCGGUGCGCGACGGCGUGGUGCUGGAGCCCUUCCGCCUGCAGCACAACCUGGCCGUGAGCAACCACGCCUUCCAGCUCCGCGACUCCGUCUACAAGACCCUGAUGCUGAGGCCUGACCUGGAGCUGCAGUUCAAGUGCUACCACCACGAGGACCGGCAGAUGAACACCAACUGGCCGGCCUCGGUGCAGGCCAGCGUCAAUGCCACGCCGCUGUCCAUCGAGCGCGGCGACAACAAGACCUCCCACAAGCCCCUGUACCUGAAGCACGUGUGCCAGCCCGGCCGCAACACCAUCCAGAUCACCGUCACAGCCUGCUGCUGCUCCCACCUGUUCGUGCUGCAGCUGGUGCACCGGCCGGCCGUCCGCUCGGUGCUGCAGGGCCUCCUCAAGAAGCGGCUGCUGCCGGCCGAGCACUGCAUCACCAAGAUAAAGCGGAACUUCAGCAGCGGCACCAUCCCCGGCACCCCCGGGCCCCACGGAGAGGACGGGGUGGAGCAGACGGCCAUCAAGGUGUCCCUCAAGUGCCCCAUCACCUUCCGCAGGAUCCAGCUCCCCGCCCGCGGCCACGACUGUCGCCACAUCCAGUGCUUCGACCUGGAGUCCUACCUGCAGCUCAACUGUGAGCGGGGGACCUGGCGGUGCCCUGUGUGCAACAAGACGGCCCUGCUGGAGGGCCUGGAGGUGGACCAGUACAUGCUGGGCGUCCUCAUCUACAUCCAGAACUCCGACUACGAGGAGAUCACCAUCGACCCCACGUGCAGCUGGAAGCCGGUGCCCGUGAAGCCAGACGUGCACGUCAAGGAGGAGCCGGACGGGCCGGCCCUGAAGCGCUGCCGCACCGUGAGCCCCGCCCGCGCGCUGCUGCCCAGCGUGAUGGAGAUGAUCGCCGCCCUGGGCCCCGGGGCCGCCCCCCUCGGCCCCCUGCCGCCCCCCUCCGCCCUGGCGCCCGGCGACUACCCCAGCCAGGGCUCCAGCUUCCUGGGACCCGGGACCUUCCCCGACUCCUUCCCGUCCACCACACCCAGCACGCCAACCCUUCCCGAGUUCACGCCAGGGCCGCCCCCCGGCUCCUACCAGUCUGACGUUCCCAGCAGCCUCCUGACUCCGGAGAAGUCCACGCCCAGCCUCCCGGGCCAGAUGGCACCUGCAGCUCACCUGGAUCCCGCUCACAACCCUGGGCCGGCCGCUCUGCACACCCCCAACCUCGGAGGCCCCCCAGGCCCCCAGCUGCACCACCCCAACCCUCCCCCCGCGGCCCGGCAGCCCCUGGGCCCCGUGAGCGGGGCCCCCGCCGGCGAGCUGGCCUUCCACUCUGCCAGCGGCGUCAUGGCGCCCCCCAUGUCUGGGGCGGGGGAGGCCCCGGAACCAUCAGCCCUGGACCUGCUCCCAGAACUGACCAACCCCGACGAGCUGCUGUCCUACCUGGGCCCUCCCGACCUGCCCACCAACAGCAACGAGGACCUGCUCUCCCUGUUCGAGAACAACUGACCCUCCAACGCCUGCCCUCCCGAGGCGGACCGCUGUGGAUGGCGCCUCUGCCUCCCGCCAGCCACACCAGCCCUCCCGCCUCCUCCCGGCUCCCCUGCAGUUUCAAACCGGAGCUGCAGGUUUGGGGGGCCGCCCCUCCCGCCCGCCCGGCUCCACGCCCCUCCGGCCGCUCUGCAUACACGUCCCGCCCACCACGCCGACCUGCCUCCCGGAUCUGACCCGCAGACUCCACCCGUGCCCCCCACCUGGCGCGGGGCCUGAGCACUGGAGAGGGGCCGUGGGCGCAGCCUGGGCCCGGGCCCCCCUGCCCGGUGCAGACGGUCCCCCGUGCUUCCCCGGCGGCGGCCUCAUCUUCAUCUUCCAGUCCCCUCGCCCCACGAACACGCAGCUCCACGGUUUUACAGCCCCUCCCCAGGCAGCGCCGGGUGCCCCAUUAAAGGAUUCCCACGUG